GUCUAUUCUACACCUAGUCCUCGCCGCCUAGCUCGCCUCCAAUUUUAACACCCCAGUGCCACCAAUGCCACCACCUCAAUAUCACCACCCAGCCAUCCAACCCUUCCCGCCGAGCCCAGCAAAGCGUUGCCGCAGUAAUAUUGUCGAUAGUCUGUGGUCCCGCCGCCACCCGGAGGCAUGACAUUGGUGAUCAUCACGAAUGACGACAAGCCAAGCCCACCCUCCGCCACAGCGACCCCCCAGUGCCCAAAUUGCCCACAGUUGGAGGCCCACCUCAUACCCGGGGUCGAGAAGACCCCCCUCCAAGUCACACCCGUCAAUGAGAAGACACCCGAGCCCACGAUACCUAGAACGAAGCCUAUGGUCCCCCAGUACCCAAAGAUGCCCCCAGUUGGAGGCCCACCACAUACCCGAGAUCUAUGCAAGGCGUUUAACCUGAGACCCCCCUCCAAGUCAAAAUCCGCCAAGAGAAAGCCCCCAGAUCCCACGAUCCCCCAGAGCAACAAGCCUGUGGUCCCGCCACCACCCGGAGGCACGACUUGGCGUUCAAUCCCGCAGGAGAUUCCAAGCCCACCCUCCGCCACAGAUUCCCCCCCCAGUGCCCACGAUUGCCCCGUCAAGAGAAAACCCCCCAGAGUCCACAUUGCCCUCCGUUGGAGGCCCACCAUCACUCCCGGAAUCCAUGCAAGGCGUUUAACCUGAGACCCCCCUCCAAGUUGCCGAUGCGUCGAUGCUGGCGAUGCUGGCGAUGCUGGCGAUGACGGCGAUGAUGGUGAUAACAGUGACGCUAGCGAUGUUGGUGACGAUGGUGAAGUGUCGAUGUGUCGAUUACGGCGAAGUUGUCGAUUACGGCGAUGAUGGCGAUGUGUCGAUGUGUUGAUGUGUCGAUUUAAAAAGGAAGAAGUGUUGGAGGGAGAAAGUGAGCCGGA
Messenger RNA from Lasiosphaeria miniovina, 929 nucleotides. RefSeq lists its product as uncharacterized. Bases 178 to 702 code for a protein of 174 amino acids. Lineage: Eukaryota; Fungi; Ascomycota; Sordariomycetes; Sordariales; Lasiosphaeriaceae. The transcript has 2 exons. The record is from RefSeq and is a predicted model, not a curated record.